CGAGCUGAGCUGAGUGAGGCGGGCGGGUCGAGCGGCAGCGGCGUCUGUGCACGGUGAUGAGCUGAGAAGCUGGUCGGCAUGUGGAGCACCGCGCGUCGUCGCUGCUCAAUUUGAGGUCGUUUUCAAGCGCAGGAGGAUUCUGAGGGGACAUGAGUAACAGCGUCGGCUCUAAGGCGGAAGGCGCGGCCCGGCCGGCCGCCACGCCCGAUGGCCCGGUCUCGGCCUCCGCCAGCCUGCCGCAGCAGAUGCCGGCCGAAGGGCCUCCCUCGUCGCUGACGGACGUCACUGAGAUGUGGGUGAAAUUUGGCAAGACCUUCGCCGCCAUCUUGCCCAUCUACAUCCUGGGCUACUUGGAAUUCAGCUUCAGCUGGGUGCUCAUCGGACUGGCCGCCUUGUUCUACUGGAGGAGAACUCACGGCAGCAAGGACUACAGGAUCAACCACGCCCUGGCCUUCCUGGACCACGAGGACAAAGUGGUCAAGCGGACGCCGGCCACCGCCGAGCUGCCGUCGUGGGUCCACUAUCCAGAUGUGGAGAGGGUGGAGUGGCUCAAUAAGACGGUGAAGCAGAUGUGGCCGUUCAUCUGCCAGUUUGUGGACAAGUUGUUUCGGGACAGCAUCGAACCGGCGGUCAAGGGGGCCCACCCGCAUCUCAGCUCCUUCUGCUUCUCCAAGAUCGACAUGGGCGACAAGCCGCUGAGGGUGAAUGGAGUCAAAGUGUACACGGAGAACGUAGACAAGCGGCAGGUCAUCAUGGACAUGCAGAUCAGUUUUGUGGGCAACACGGAGAUCGACGUGGACGUCAAGAAGUACUACUGCAGGGCGGGAAUAAAGAGCAUCCAGCUUCACGGAGUGAUGCGUGUGGUGAUGGAGCCCCUCUUGGGAGACAUGCCUCUCAUUGGCGCGCUCUCCGUCUUCUUCCUCAAGAAACCUUUUCUGGACAUCAACUGGACGGGUCUGACCAACGUGCUGGAUAUUCCCGGGCUCAACGCUUUAUGCGACAACCUGAUCCAGGACAUCAUCUACAGCUUCUUGGUGCUCCCCAACCGCAUCACCAUCCCUCUGGUGGGCCAGGCUCAGCUGGAGAACCUCCUCUUCCCUGUGCCCAAGGGCAUCCUGCGCAUCCAUUUCAUCGAGGCCCAGGACCUUCUGGGCAAGGACAAGUUCCUGGGCGGCCUCAUCAAGGGCAAGUCGGACCCUUAUGGGAUCAUACGGGUGGGAAAACAGCUCUUCCAGAGCAAAGUCAUCCACGAGACGGUCAACCCCAAGUGGAAUGCCGUCUUCGAGGCUGAGGUCAUGGACCCCGAGGGACAAAACGUGGAGGUCCAGUUGUAUGACGAAGACACGGACAAGGACGACGUGCUGGGAAGCGUCACCAUCGACCUGGGCGAGCUUGUUAAAGAGCAAAAAGUGGACGAGUGGUUCAGUCUGGACGACGUGGCUUCGGGCAAGUUGCACCUGAAGCUGGAGUGGCUGUCACUGCUAUCCACACCUGACAAGCUGGACCAGGUUCUGGCCGACAUCCGCGCCGACCGCGCCAAAACCAACGGCGGCCUCUCCUCUGCGCUGCUCGUCGUCUUCUUGGACUCGGCCCGCAACCUGCCGGCCGGGAAGAAAGUGACCAGCGACCCAAGUCCGUUUGUCGAGCUCAAAGUGGCUCCCAAGUCCCACGAGAGCAAGACGCGCUACAAGACCCACGAGCCGGUUUGGGAAGAAGCUUUCUCCUUCCUAAUCCACAACCCCAGGAUUCAAGACCUGGAGGUGGAGGUGAAGGACGCCAAACACGACGACUGCAGCCUGGGCAAGCUGGUUCUGCCGCUGAGCCACCUGCUGGGGGCCGAAGACAUGACGCUCAACCAGCAGUUUCCCUUGCGCAGCAUGGGACCAAGUUGCAGCCUCAAGAUGAAGAUAGCGCUGCGGGUGCUGCACCUGGGCAGAGAUGACGCCGCCGCUGCGUCCUCGGGCGCUGAGCGCAACCGGGCCUCGUCGGUCGACCCCGUGUCGCCGGACAGGGCGGAAGACAUCCUGCGCUCGCAAUCGGUGUCGGGGCCGGAGGCGGCUCUGCGGCGGCGGCAGCGGGAGGCACAGGAGGGUGGCACCCUUGCCGAGCAUGGCCGCAGUGCGUCGCAGGCGGCCAUCUUGGAAUCGCAACACUUUCUGGGGGGGGACAAGGAGGCUACGCCCAGCAUCGCCUCGGAUAUUUCCAACCCCUACGCCGCUCAGGAGCUGCAGCAGAGACUCCAGCAGAUGCAGAAUGGUUCUGGUCCCAGCUACUUUCCGCUGGGGGAGAUCCAGCUGACGCUGAGACAUAGCUCCCAAAGGAACAAGCUAGUGGUGGUGGUCCACGGCUGCAGGAACCUGAUCACGUUCAGCGAACACGGGUCCGACCCGUACGUGCGCCUCUACUUGCUUCCUGACAAGAGACGCUCGGGAAGGAGAAAAACUCACACCUUCAAGAAAACGCUCAACCCCGUUUAUGAUCAGACCUUCGAGUUCAACGUGUCUCUGGUGGAGCUCCAUAGGAGGGUUCUGGACGUGGCUGUCAAGAACAGCGGAGGGCUGCUCUCCAGACACAAGGGUCUGCUGGGGAAGGUUGUGAUCCGAUUGGGCCCCGAAGAUGCCGCCAAGGGAUGGACGCAGUGGUAUGAGCUGAGCGAGGACGGCCACCAGAAGCCUCAUCAGCUCUAACGCUGCAAUUGGCUUGCUUCCUUUUGUUAGCUUUAGCGUGCAGCGGCAAAGCAGAGCUCGACUUUGAGGCGAGCUCUCACUAUUUAUGAUGGCCACGUGUCCUUUUUUUGUGACUGCACAGCGACAUGAUGUGGCUGCAUUGCGUCGUCGUUUGUUUCUUUAUCAUGUCUGCCAUCUACGCAAAAGGGCCAAAUUGAGAUCAACCUUUCUGGGACAAAUGCUUGGACUAGAUCAGUGGUUCUUGACCUUGUUGGAGGUACCGAACUCCGCCAGUCUCAUAUGCGCAUUCACCGAACCCCUCUUUAGCGAAAAAUUACAAAAAAAAAAAAUCAAAUUCAAGACAUUUGUACUGGUGCACAAAAUGAGCCAUGCAUGAACAUUGCCUUGUUCAAAGAACAAGACAUACACAAUGCAUGAACUCACAACAAAUUACGUACCUACAAAUCAGUGUGACUUCUGCUGUUGACUUUGCCAGACCAGUUCAGAUAAGCGUCAUCACAAAUUUACAUGAUAGAUCAGGUGUGUUCGGACCUCCACAGUGCAGGCUCUGCCGAACCCCCGAGACUGACUCACCGAACCCCUAGGGUUCGAUCGCACCCAGGUUAAGAACCACUGGACUAGAUAGAAGAGGCAUAAUUCAGGGAUUGUAAAAGUUUUAUGAUACGACAAUCGUGGUCAUUGAGGAGAUUUUGGCCUGGUUUCUUGGAAAAUGACCCUAACUCCUCCCCCCCACCUCUUUCAAACUUGUAUUAUUUUUCUGUUGUGUUUCUUAAGUUUCACUGGCUUUAUCUGCUGUUUCUUUAUUUUGCAUGGCGUUGCUUGUUUGGAAAGAUGUUCUGCUGAAAGGAGUGAGCACCACCCUGCAAAAUCAGCAAGUUGUUUUAAAGGUGACUUUUUAAAAAAAAAAUCAUAACAAACAUGUAUAAAUGAAGCGCUAUAUCUUGCCUUCAUCCAUAUGUACAAAUUUUGCAGUUUAGAAAAAUAAAUAUCGCCAGUGAGUAACAGCACCACCCAGUGGCAAUUAUGCCCUAUAGGUUUUUUUAUGCAACAGCAAUUUCGUAUUGUUUCGAUAUUUACUUGUAAAGCUUUAAGUUACUGUAUUCAUUUUUGUGUAGUGCUUUUUUGUCAUAACUAAGCAUUUAAACCAAAAUGAGUGAAAGGGCAAGUCUUAUUUUGAAAUGUGUCCUGUUUGAAAACGCCUCUUCGAAUGAGACCGACUGAGGCAGGCUUGAGUCUCUUUCCUGUUGUGCCUUAGGUCGAAUGUCAUGAAACCGGCGAACGGCUCACCUCCGUCAACUUGGAAAAGAAUAAAAAAAGAUGAGAGCAGAAAAA
This is a messenger RNA of Syngnathus typhle (broad-nosed pipefish), 4019 nucleotides long. Its product is annotated as extended synaptotagmin-2-like. The record is from RefSeq and is a predicted model, not a curated record. Gene Ontology annotation, biological process: lipid transport. Bases 150 to 2687 code for a protein of 845 amino acids. Lineage: Eukaryota; Metazoa; Chordata; Actinopteri; Syngnathiformes; Syngnathidae. Gene Ontology annotation, molecular function: lipid binding. The transcript is spliced from 23 exons.